Messenger RNA from Thlaspi arvense, 717 nucleotides. The record is from the annotation of a GenBank genome assembly. Lineage: Eukaryota; Viridiplantae; Streptophyta; Magnoliopsida; Brassicales; Brassicaceae.
AUGGGAAGCAGUCCAGCUCCAUUUCCCGACAUUGGCAAGAAAGCCAAAGAUCUUCUAAACAAGGAUUACAUUUUCGACAAAAAGUUUAUUCUGACAAUGCCGAGUGCCACAGGAACGGUGUCGACGAAAGUUACUGUCAAAAAUCUAAUCCCAUCUGCUAAAGCUGUUAUCAGCUUCAAUAUACCUGAUCACAAGUCUGGCAAGUUGGACGUGCAAUAUGUUCAUCCUCAUGCUACGCUCAAUUCCAGCAUUGGCCUCAACCCAACUCCUCUGCUAGAUCUAUCAGCAACUAUCGGAAGCCAGACUGUUUGCCUUGGUGGUGAAGUUGGUUUCGACACAGCUUCGUCGUCACUAACCAAGUACAACGCCGGAUUCAGUCUCAACAAGCCAGACUUCUCCGCUGCGCUCAUGCUAGAAGAUAAAGGGGAGAGCCUGAGAGCUACUUACGUCCACACGGUGAACCCAACCACAUCCGUUGGUGCAGAACUGAUCCGUCGCUUCUCGAAUGAUGAUAACAACAGCUUCACCAUCGGAAGCUGUCACUCAGUGGAUCCAUUCACAACGGUGAAGGCGAGAUUCUCAAUCAGCGGGAAAGCAGGGAUGGUGGUACAGAGAGAAUGGAGACCAAAGUCGCUUAUAACUUUCUCAGCUGAGUGUGACUCAAAGGCUGUGAACUCUUCACCGAGGUAUGGUCUGGCUCUCGCCCUCAAACCAUAG